UAAGAUGUAUGUAACAAUCAGUCAUUAUGACAUUAACAAAUUCGAACGUAAAAAAAUGUCGUUUCAUUGUUAUUUAACUUUAUUCUAAGUAUUUGACUCGUUAAUCAUAGAGUUUAUUUGAUGUUAAAAGUGUAUUCACCGCAAUAUUUGAAAGAUAUACAUAUAUAGUGCGCUUGUUUCAAAAUAUUUCAUCAUUCUUUAAAAAACUUUAAACAAAGUUGGACGCGUAAAUUUCUGGGGAAAUAGUAAAAUAUUUUUAACAAUGGAGUUCCCUCAUAUAGGAAAGAAUUGUUCAUAUAAAUCAUGUAAUAAACUGGACUUUCUGCCAAUGAAAUGUGACGCUUGCAAGGAAGUUUAUUGCUCAGACCAUUUUGCAUACGUAAAACAUGAAUGCCCUUCACCCUAUGGAAGGGAUGUUCAAGUACCGCAGUGUCCUCUCUGCGGGGCUCCAGUUCCCGGUAAAAGAGGUGAACCACCGGAUGUAGCUGUGGGUGCUCAUAUAGAUAAUCAGUGUACCUCUGAUCCCGCUAGAGAGAGACGAAAUCGGGUAUUUACAAAUAGGUGUUCCUACAAGGGAUGCAAAACAAAAGAAAUGGUGCCUUUAGUGUGUAGUGAAUGUUCGUUGAAUUACUGUCUGCGUCACAGGCAUGCAGCUGACCAUGCUUGUGAAGGAAAACUAGCUGCUAAGAGACGACAAGCUGCUAAUGCUGCAAUGGCGCGCAUGAGAGCAAAUGAAAUCAACAUAACAAGCAGAACAGCAGCUAAUAAUCCUGUGACAGCAUUUACUGAAGUACAAGGAAAUAUGUCUGAAGAUGAAGCAUUAGCUAGAGCACUCGCUUUAUCAAUGCAAGAUCAAACCUCAGAUAUAAGAACAAGGGACAAUAACUUUGCCAGAGCGUUAAACAGACAACGAGUGGGUGGUGAACAGAAUUCAAGAUGUUCAGUAUCUUAGCAUAAUGUUAAAAUAAAUAGAAAUAUCAAUGAUAGUCACAGCUAUUUGGUUCCAUGAUGGCUAAAUGUAUUUUUCAUUUGUCAAAAAUUCCAAAACCUCAAACAUUACUUUAAAAAAAUAAUAAUUAAAUCUUGUUUCAUUUAGUUUGAAAGCACAAGGUAUUAAUGCUUCUGUACUAUAUUUUGGCAACCGCUGAAAUAGAUAUAUAAUUUUUUUUUUUUAAACAAUUAAUAGGCGAGUUUGUGUGUAAAAACAAUUGUGGUUCUUGAGAAGCUUUCACGUCGCAAAAAGAAACAUCUGUCCAAAUUUCAUGUUUCUACCGCUAGUAGCUUAUAUAUAUAGAGAAUAUAUUAAUUAUUAUUAGGGCAAUUAUUAGUUAAGUUAAAGUUUUAGUAAACAAUAUAUGUAACAGUAAUCACUUACACUGCUGGUCGAAUGUUUGAGACCACUACAAGAAAUUAUCUACAAGUUAUCUAAUUAUAUUUUCAAAUUACUGCAAAUAACACUGCAAAAAUGUUUUUUUUCUCUCUUAUAUUUGUUUGUAGUCUCAAAUUUGUAAAUGGCCGUGUAUUUGAAUUUUAAACAUGUACAAAAAAAAUCACUACUCUUUAACUUUGCUGCGUUAAAUAUGUCCACGAAGAAAACAGGAAAACAUUGUAAAUAUUUGCAAUUAUAUAAAUAAAAAGAGGCUUUUUCUUUAAA
Molecule: messenger RNA, 1654 nt
Organism: Melitaea cinxia (Glanville fritillary)
Lineage: Eukaryota; Metazoa; Arthropoda; Insecta; Lepidoptera; Nymphalidae
Product: AN1-type zinc finger protein 2A-like
Exons: 6
Coding region: 263-952 (229 amino acids)
Biological process (GO): proteasome-mediated ubiquitin-dependent protein catabolic process; protein targeting to ER
Cellular component (GO): cytoplasm; endoplasmic reticulum
Molecular function (GO): zinc ion binding
Source: RefSeq, a predicted model, not a curated record